CUGUCUAAUCAUGGUUUGAUAAAAUGACACCUUAGUUAGGUGGAAUGAAUCAAGAACAACCAACAAAACACGGUAGACCAUAAUUUAAUAACAAUCCUCUCCUCUUCCACCCGACCUUUCAAUGGCUUGAAUUAUUGGAUCGAGGUAGAAGAUAAGCAGAUACAGGGAAAAUGGCCCCACUACCUUUCACCAUAUUAUCUCUUAUAACUAUAAGAUAGUGCACCAUUGACAAAGACAACCUCCCCAGCAGUAACAUACUCACAGCAACCACUAACGAUUCUAUCAGCUGCAACACCAAAGUAAACGCCUACAGUUUUCUUCAUACCUCAUUACCUCUCUCUCUCCCUCUCUCUGUCUGUUUGUAAAGAAAACAGCUUUUCACACAUAUGCUUGUUAGUGUAAGGUGUUUGAUCAAAUGGUUGCAUUAAGAUGGCCUUCCUCGCCACCACACUUCCCAGUAAUGCAGACAUCUGCAGCUUCUUCAAUUCCACACCAGCUUCCACUCAGCAGCAGCAAUAAGAAAGCUCAUAAACCUGUGGGGAUCAUGAUCAAAUCUUACUCUUGUUCCUCCUUCAAAAACAAGAUAUUCGAGAACCCAGUUGAGGGUAUAGUUUGUUAUACAGAUGUGAGAACUGGGGAAGUAAUUUGCGAAGCAUACGAUGAAGGCCCUCGUUGUUUAGAUGACCUGCACCAGCGACAGAUUCCUGCUGCAUAUCGACAUCAUUCUUCGUCGAGGGAUGUGCAGAUCAUGAUCAACCUCCUUCAGCAGCGGCUUCUGCAGAUUGUUAAUGGCUCUCAUGGUGAUGAUGGUGAUCAAUAUCAGAGUGCUGGAGCUAUUUUUACCCCGCAAGAAGACCUUUCAAAGUCCAGUAGCGUAUAAACCAAGUCAUAUCUCCACCGGCCAUCUAUUUAUGCGACCAACUCAUUAUACCUGCUUUCUGCAAAAACCUGUAUAUAAAUGUGAUAACAGAGAUGUUUUCUAGUCACUCUUUUCACUUUCUGUUUGUUCAAUCAAAAGGAACAAAUGGUCCACAGGAUUACUGCAGAAAUAACAUAUGAUGGUAUGGACCAUUUUUUACUCAUCAUGCAAUGCAUCUGGGAGACAAGCACAGAACUACAACCAUGGAACCCUUCCUUCUUCUGCUCGCAUAAUACACGAAAAGGACCUCG
Messenger RNA from Linum trigynum, 1170 nucleotides. The record is from the annotation of a GenBank genome assembly. Lineage: Eukaryota; Viridiplantae; Streptophyta; Magnoliopsida; Malpighiales; Linaceae.